Molecule: messenger RNA, 3013 nt
Organism: Balaenoptera ricei (Rice's whale)
Lineage: Eukaryota; Metazoa; Chordata; Mammalia; Artiodactyla; Balaenopteridae
Gene: GDPD4
Product: glycerophosphodiester phosphodiesterase domain containing 4
Exons: 19
Coding region: 461-2746 (761 amino acids)
Biological process (GO): lipid metabolic process
Cellular component (GO): membrane
Molecular function (GO): glycerophosphodiester phosphodiesterase activity
Source: RefSeq, a predicted model, not a curated record
GCCUCCAUCUUGAGAGACGCGGGCUUCUCCAGCCCGAAUUCCAGGUUUAGGUCUGGGGCUGUGAAGUCACCUUGGCAGGCACACCUGAGGCCCUCUACCCAGUCAGCUCACCCCUGCUCGAGGGACGACGCUGAGAACAAAGGGCUCCACCUGAGCCGGCCCCCAGUCCCCAUCCGGCACGGCGGUACCAAGCCCCGCACCCCCUGGGCAGGCCCGGUGGCUCGGCUUAUCUGGAAGUCCCUGCAGUGCCCUCUACCAUGAGUUGACUUUGACUUCAAGACAUCCCUUGAAGCAGAAGCUUGAAAUGGGCUUGACAUUGAGACUUGUUCUCUUGGACAACUUCCAUCACCAUGAGAAUAUACUCAGGCCAACCUGGUUGAGUGACACAUGGAGCAGAGUUGUCUGGUCAUUCUAGCUGAGGCCAGUCUAGAUAAGCAGAAGUGGGAGCCAGUCAACUCAGAUGUCAAAAAGGCGAACCAUGCCUAUGAAGGCCAACAGGAUUGAACCUAGGAGCCAGAAGACCGAAAGAUGGAAAAAGGAUAGUCCAUGGAUUUUACACAUCUUCAACCACAAAUGCUGUGUUACUUCCAUUACUGGCUGCUACAGCUGCCAGUGGAAAAUCAAACAGGAGAAAAAAUCUAAACGUGGACCCUACUGCUCUUGGAGAGAACGAUUAUUUUACGCAUGUCUGGUUAUUUCAUUUUGCGUGUCUGUGCUUUUGCUGUUUGUGUGGAUAGAAUCCUCAAACGAAUACUUUGGCUUUGACUGGGUCAUUUUUCUAGGUACAGGAUUCUGGUUCUUCUGGUCCAUUGUCUUGCUGAGUUUUUUUGGGAUCCUGGCUGCCUACACAUCAUUGCUCUUGGUACUUGGAUCUUUGUUGCUUUGGGAGGGGAUAGAAUUGUACCUGCACUGGUGUCAUAAGAUCCUGAUUCUGCUGGUGAUUCUGACAUGCUCGUUCUUUUUCUGGAUUUUAUUCACUUAUUGGAAAGACAGGUGGCUCACCGUUGGGCUGUCACUGCAGGUCUUUGCUCCCUACAUACACCUGAGCAGCAUAUCUGUGAUGGUUAUGCUUUCCUGGCCUGUGGCCUUCUACUUGAUCUAUUUGGAAGGAGAAGGUAGAAUCAGAAGAUACCAGAUGACGUGUUAUGAGAGAAAAAGAAAGAAAAGGUGUAAUGUGCUCAUAAAGUUGAGAGCUCUACAAGUGGCUAUUGGAGUGCCCUUUUUUCUCAUCCUCUUGUGUCUCUAUUUGCUUCCAUUGGGGAUUUAUUCUCCCUGUAUUCAGGAGAAGGAUAAAUUGGGACCCAAGCCGAACUUCUUUGGACAUAGAGGUGCACCCAUGCUGGGGCCUGAGAAUACCAUGAUGGCCUUUGAGAAAGCUGUUGAACAUGGGGCCUUUGGGCUGGAAAGUGAUGUACAAAUGAGUUAUGAUCAUGUGCCUUUUCUCAUGCAUGACUCUGACCUGAGAAGAACAACCAAUAUCAAUGAGGUCCUGCCAAAUGCCUCUUUGACCCACCCUUCCUUAUUUGAUUGGGAUUUCCUGUCGACUCUGAAUGCAGGCAAAUGGUUUUCACAUCCACGGUUCAAACCAUUUUACAAUAUGAAGCCCCUAUCAGAGGCUGAUAGAGAAAAAGCAGGAAAUCAGAAGAUUCCAAAACUAACUGAAUUAUUGGAACUUGCACAGAAGGAAAAAAAAUCUGUGAUAUUUGAUCUUAAUGCCCCUGCACCAAGACAUUUUCACAGAAGCUCGUAUGUCCGCCAUGUAGUAAGCGUGAUCCUUGACUCUAAGAUUGAGCAACAUCUGAUUUUUUGGGUGCCUGGUUUUGAUAGGGAGUAUGUCAGGAAAAGAGCUCCUGGUUUUCAGCAAGUGGGCCAGUUAUUCUCCAUUGAACGCCUCAGAAAAGAAAAUAUCAGUAGAAUAAAUGUUGACUACAAGAGAUUGUUCUACAGUGGAUUGAGAGAAUAUAAAGCAGUUAACAUCAACAUCAACUUAUACAUCGUCAAUGAACCUUGGCUUUUCUCACUGGCCUGGUGCUCCAGCAUUUACUCAGUGACCACAGACAACAUUCAGGUCCUGAAUGAGAUAAAUCACCCUUACUUCUUCAUGACACCAAGUUACUAUAAGUUCAUGUGGAUUCUCAUGGAUUGUGUUUCUGCAGUUUUCAUUGUUGCCGUAUUUUAUUUUCAUUGGUGGAGAGAGAGCCAAAAAGAAAAAUUACUCAAGAGCACCGGCAUUCACACAGAAUCUCAGAGUAUAAGCCUCCGAACUGGAAAAAGUGAGAAUCAAGAACCUUCACAUAUAUCCAUAGAUCCUCCCGCCCGAGUUAUGGAAAUCCCUUGGAUUCAAGCAACCCUCUACCCAACUUUAACCAAGAGUGUAAGGAAACACCCAGACCCUAGCUGUUUUUCAGUAGUCCCCAUGAAGAAAGCCAGCAAACCAGAGCAAGUCAGCAAAACCAUCAAGACACCAAUGCCUGGCAAGGAUGACGUUAGACAACUGGUACCCACCAUGAAGGCCUUUGAACCCACCCAAGCACCCAUCUGGGAGUCGACCAGAGAGACCCCCUUGCAAACUUCAUUGUCUGCCAUAGAGGCAGAUGAAACAAUUUCCUGCGUAGACAUCCCUCAUCCUGAAAAACAAAUUGAAAAGCCCCCCAGUAUUGAAUCUUCAGAAGAAUCCUCUUUUAUGUUUUCCACCACAUCCAGCCUGUCCUUCUCCUCCUUAAGGCUGUCUUCAAAGAAGGAUUAGCCACAACUUGCCCACUUCUUCCUCUUCCUCUCUGCGCCUGAGGGUAGUGAUGGUGUGGAGCAGUCAAGAAAGGAGUGCGGAAGAGCCACUAAGGCUCUCAGGAAAACCAUUCUGGUCUAGUCUUUCUAUAAAGAGUGCAUCUCAAGGGGAGAGGCAAGGGAAAAAUAGUUGUUGUAGUCUUGGAGCUGGAGCUGGUUGUUCUCUGAGUGUUAACAGGUUUUAUCUCAUCUGUGGUGAACAUCAGCAUGUAAAUAAAGGCAACCUCUC